AUGUCUAGCGACAAUAGUUUAACAGAAGAGAGGCAAAUAGGUGGAUAUGGUGAUAUCACUCACCAUUAUGACUUAACUAAGAAAAUUUCGAGGGAAAAUAAUCCCAUGGAAGACAACGAUGUUGAUCCUAUGUAUGAACCUCCUCACAAUUACGACAUCUUAAGGGUCAAGAGUCACCCCGACCCAACGCAUCAAGAGCUAAAUGCAGAUGACCCCUGGAAAUACCCAGUUGAUGCUGAAACUGGUUUUAGAAUCGUCACAUUUGUUCCCGAUGAUAAAGACGAUCCUCGAACUUGGUCUAAAACUAGAAAGUGGUUCAUUACACUUGCGUUAGGAGUUGUGUGUUUUACAGUUGCCUUUUCAUCUGCCGCCGUUACUGGUGCUAUGGUUGGUCCAAAUGCACCAGGCGCAACAUUCAAUGUUUCUGAUGAAGUAGUCAUUCUGACAGUCACUCUUUUCGUUAUUGGUUUUGGUGUCGGUCCUUUGUUAUUCGCUCCCUUAAGUGAAGAAGUAGGAAGACGACCAAUCUAUGUCGUAACUCUUGCCCUGGCAGUAAUUUUUAUCAUUCCCUGUGCAGUAGCACAAAAUAUUGGAACCUUGCUAGUGGGCAGAUUCAUCGAUGGUAUCUUUUUCUCAGCUCCUUUAACAAUCAUCGGUGGUUCACUUGCUGAUAUGUGGGUCAACUCCGAGCGUGGUGUUGCCAUGGCUAUUUUCUCGGCAGCUCCAUUCUUGGGUCCUGCUGCUGGUCCUUUGGUGGGUGGUUUUGUCGGAGAUAAUGCCGGCUGGAGAUGGAUUUAUUACGUGAUGCUCAUCUUUGCAUUCUGUGUCUACGUGUUUUCAACUAUUUCUAUUCCUGAAACUCACCAUAAUACACUUCUUGCCAAGCGUGCUAAGAAGCUAAUCAAACUCACUGGUGAUACCAGAUACAAGACAGCCAAGCAACUAGUUCCCAAAUCCUUUGCUGAAACUGCAAAGGUCACCUUACAACGACCUCCUCAACUUCUUUGUGAAAUUAUUGUAUUCUUGGUCACAAUUUAUAUGGCCGUUCUUUACGGUCUUUUGUAUAUGUUUUUCUUUGCCUAUCCAGUAAUCUUUAUGGAAGGUAAAGGAUGGAGUGCUAGUCUCACUGGUCUCACUUUCAUUCCUAUCAUUGUGGGCGUUCUCAUUUCUACUGCUAUUUCUCCCUAUGUUAAUUCCGACUAUGUGCGACGUGCUAAUGCUUACCUUGACAAAGGCGAAGUACCCCCUGCUGAGCUUCGUUUGAUUCCAAUGAUGGUCGGUUGUUGGUUCGUUCCUAUUGGUCUGUUUAUUUAUGCCUGGACUUCUUAUCCCACCAUCUCUUGGGUAGGACCCACACUAGCAGGAUUACCAUGUGGAUUUGGUUUCAUUCUUAUUUACAAUUCUGCAACAAACUACAUUGUAGACUCGUAUCAACACUAUGCUGCUUCUGCCCUGGCUGCAAAGACAUUUGUCCGUUCGUUUUGGGGAGCAAGUGUCCCACUUUUCACUAUCCAAAUGUAUCACAGACUCGGUUAUGAGUGGGCAGGAAGCUUGUUAGCAUUCAUUUCUCUUGCUUGUUGUAUAAUUCCUUACUUGUUCUUCUUCUAUGGUGCUAAGAUCCGAGAGAGAUCUAAGUAUGCCUAUACCCCCGAAGUGACGAAAAACUAA
Messenger RNA from Sugiyamaella lignohabitans, 1668 nucleotides. It is a transcript of the gene TPO3, whose product is annotated as Tpo3p. NCBI's taxonomy places the organism in Eukaryota, Fungi, Ascomycota, Dipodascomycetes, Dipodascales, Trichomonascaceae. The coding region runs from base 1 to 1668 and encodes 555 amino acids. The record is from RefSeq and is a predicted model, not a curated record. Gene Ontology annotation, biological process: transmembrane transport. The transcript has a single exon. Gene Ontology annotation, molecular function: transmembrane transporter activity.